AUGUGCAUACAUCUGGAGCAGGGAAACAACAAUGUACUACAUUACCUUCUGGUUCGUGGUUGCAUCAUCAACCAACUUAUUGAACUAUAUGGUCCACAGAACACGCCAACCAACCACAUUCACUUUAGUGCAACUUAUUACAACACAGUUAACGUAAUAAAAUGCCAGUUACACAACAAGACCAAAGAGUCUGUCAGUUUCGCCAUGCUUCUCAUGGAAGAUGACACCAACACGAACAACAACAACAAUAACGAAGGCACGUUGAUGAGAUCAAGUGGCAGGGCAACGAAUGCAUGCAAGAAGAAUGGAGAGAUUAUUUAUGCAGGCGCAGUCAGCAAUUUUAAUGUCACCACUGAGGUGCAAAAUGGCAAGAACGGCUCCAACACAACUUCUGAUCUUAUGGUUUAG
This is a messenger RNA of Helobdella robusta, 408 nucleotides long. RefSeq lists its product as hypothetical. The coding region runs from base 1 to 408 and encodes 135 amino acids. The record is from RefSeq and is a predicted model, not a curated record. The transcript is spliced from 2 exons. NCBI's taxonomy places the organism in Eukaryota, Metazoa, Annelida, Clitellata, Rhynchobdellida, Glossiphoniidae.